AUGCACGACGAACAGUUUGGCGCUAUCGCAGUUGUGCCCGGGGAGCGACUGCUGGUGCAUAACCCUCGCUGCCAAUCACAACGAUGCACCAGCUCGCCGGCGGCAGCCAUUGCCCGGGCUCGCAAUAAUUGCAGCCGUUUGCGGUUUUCUCUUCAGGCAGAGUUUGACAGUGCAGCGGGAGACGUAAAACAAUUAAAGACCAAACCAAGUGAUGAUGAACUGAGGGAGCUCUAUGGACUCUACAAACAAUCUAUUGUGGGAGACAUUAAUAUUGAAUGUCCAGGAAUGCUAGACUUGAAAGGCAAAGCCAAAUGGGAAGCUUGGAACAAUAAGAAAGGUAUGUCAAAGGAAGAUGCCAUGAAGGCAUAUAUUUCUAAAGCAAAGGAGCUGAUACAGAAAUAUGGAAAGUAGAGUUCCUGCAAUUAUAUUAACUCUUCCGUAGCUGACAGAUAGUUUGAAGGCAAGAGCACUAUUGGCUUGGCAAUUGAUGUAGAACUUUAUUGUCAGUAAUUCAACUCUACACAUUGUAUGCUGGCUGUAUUUGUUUACAAUAAAAUUUUA
Euleptes europaea (tarantolino) is the source of this 561-nucleotide messenger RNA. It is a transcript of the gene ACBD7, whose product is annotated as acyl-CoA binding domain containing 7. The transcript has 4 exons. Bases 1 to 411 code for a protein of 136 amino acids. The record is from RefSeq and is a predicted model, not a curated record. Gene Ontology annotation, biological process: fatty acid metabolic process. Lineage: Eukaryota; Metazoa; Chordata; Lepidosauria; Squamata; Sphaerodactylidae. Gene Ontology annotation, molecular function: fatty-acyl-CoA binding.